This is a messenger RNA of Electrophorus electricus (electric eel), 1211 nucleotides long. It is a transcript of the gene coa7, whose product is annotated as cytochrome c oxidase assembly factor 7. The record is from RefSeq and is a predicted model, not a curated record. Gene Ontology annotation, cellular component: mitochondrial intermembrane space. Lineage: Eukaryota; Metazoa; Chordata; Actinopteri; Gymnotiformes; Gymnotidae. Gene Ontology annotation, molecular function: protein binding.
AGUCGGAGGCGGAACAUCCGGAAGCAGAUUGUGAAGACAGGAUUUAAACGUCUAGUGCUCGUGGAGUUGUUGCGUUGUUUGCGGUUAUUGAGGAUGUGUUUGGAUGUUGUAACUUAGCUGUAAUUUUACUCAUUUUCUACGUGUUUGAGUGUUUGCAUCUUGAGUCAUUGAAAGUCAAUUCAUUCUUUUAAUAGCCUACUAGCUAGUAGCUAACCACAGACCAAGGUCACGCGACUUCGAUGGUCUUGUAUUUAACACGUAAAAUCCUUUUGGUUUUUUACAUCAUAAAACAGUGGGAGCGAUAAGGAAAAUUUCCUUUAAAAAUGGCUGGACUUAUUAAUUUCGAGGACGAAAAGGAGGUCAAACAAUUUUUAGAUAACUUGGGCGUCGAGUACAGCUAUCAGUGCUAUCGCGAGAAAGACCCUGACGCUUGUCACAGAUUGGCAGAUUACUUGGAGGGCGUAAAGAAGAACUAUGAUAUGACCGCCCAGGUUCUCAGUCACAACUGCGAGGUUAACGGGCACAGCGAGAGCUGCUACAAGCUUGGUGCUUACCAUAUCACUGGUAAAGGUGGAGUAACAGAAUCUCUAAAAACGGCCUACUCCUGCUUUGUAAAGGCAUGCAACGCCAGAGGAAAGAAGUCAGUCGACGCCUGCCACAACGUAGGCUUGCUUGCCCAUGAUGGCCGUGCCCAGGAGGGGGGUCCUGACCCGGUGGUUGCUCGACAGUACUAUGAGAGGGCCUGUGAAGGGGGGUUUGCCCCCAGCUGCUUCAACCUGAGUGCCCUCUACAUCCAGGGCUUGGCAGGGGUGGACAAAAACAUGCCCUUGGCUCUGAACUAUGCCGUGCGGGCUUGUGAGCUUGGUCAUGUUUGGGGAUGCUCCAACGCCAGUCGCAUGUACAAACUGGGCGACGGCACUGAGAGGGACGACGGUAAGGCGGAGGAGCUGAAGAACAGAGCGAGAGAGCUGCAUGGAGAGCAUCGAGCGCGGCAGCUGAAAUUUGCAGAGUGAGAGGAACAGAGAUGGCUGUAAUAUGACAUUUGCAUUUCCAGUGCUGGCCAAUCUGUUGUACUCUGUAGAGGACAAAGGGUUUGAUGAGGAGUACCCCUGAAAUUUGUGUAUCCAUGUAAGAACCGUGCCCUUGCAUUGAGGGAUGGGAAUAUUACUUUGUUAUAAAGUUAAUAAAUAUGUUCUUUGAUACGUCACACA